This is a messenger RNA of Rodentolepis nana, 1047 nucleotides long. The record is from the annotation of a GenBank genome assembly. Lineage: Eukaryota; Metazoa; Platyhelminthes; Cestoda; Cyclophyllidea; Hymenolepididae.
AUGAUGACUAGUGACUCUAUGGUGAACAUCAUCCCCGAAGUGGGGACAAUUUCCACACCUCCGGAUGAUGAACCAGUCCGUAGGAAGCCCCCAAUAAUUGAAGCAAUUCUCAAUGAACUUGGAUUUGGCUGGUUCCAGGUCCGAAUGAUUUUCAUUCUCGGUGUGGCUCAUUCUACAGACACGAUGGAGACAAUAAUCCAGGCUAUCUUGGGCCCUAGUCUCCGUUGUGAUUGGUUUCUAUCAGCUGAUUAUAUCGCUCUCCUUAAUAGUCUCGUCUUUCUCGGAAGUUGUAUUGGAGCAAUACCGCUUGGAUAUGCAGCGGAUGUCUUUGGAAGACGUUCUAUUUGCCUUCUUUCCAUCCUAGUCUUGAUGUAUCUCUCCUGGCUAUGUACCAUCACUCCGACAUUCGCCUGGAUAGCUUCUCUCCGAUUUGUAUCUGGUCUCUUCAUCGGUGGAGUAUUAACAGCAGGAAGUUCUCUCCUCUCUGAAAUAAUGCCAUCAAAAUUUCAAGCGGCCGGUCAAUUAAUAACCAACAACUUUGAGGCCCUUAUAGGUGUCCUGACAGCAGCAAUUGGUCUCGGGUGCUUAGAAGGUGGAUUAAACUGGAGAUUUUUUGUGUUCUUCACGACAGCUCCACUAGCACUCUGCGCUAUAUUUCUAGUCUUUUUUACCUUGGAAUCUCCAGUUUUUCUCUACUGCAAGAAACAGAAUGAGGAAGCUGCAAAAGUGUUGGACAAAGUAGCUCUUAUUAAUAAAAGAAUUCCUAAAUCUGCUAUCGGGGAUGUUUCAUUUCUUGGCAGAAUUCGAGAAGCGGAUGAGAUUGAGGACUUCCGAAUUUCAAAAGUCGGAGCGAAGGAAGUAUAUGCUCUGCUAAUUCGACGAAAACCUUGGCUUCUACCUCUUCUCCUCAUAUUGAAUUUCUUUUGGGGCUUCAUUCUUUAUGGAGGCACCACGAUUCUACCAGUGGAAUUAGCUGCCGGACCUAGAACUUGCCUUCAGGUGGGCUAUUAUGGGCUUUAUAAAAUUAUAGAAAAUGAGAAAAUGUGA